AGCGCUGCGGGGUGGGGGGGGCGGCGGCAGCGGCGGGAUGAGCGCGUCCCUCAUGGAGCUGCUCAGGAAAUGGCUGGGCCACCCCGAGGACAUCUACAACCUGCUGCGGUUCAAGAUGGGCGGCUACCGGGCCGUCAUGCCGCGGAAUGACCCGGACUCGCUGGGAUGUGGCCUCCGCACCUGCUACCGGUACCUCAACCAGACCAGCCGCAGCUUCGCCGCCGUUAUCCAGGCCCUGGAUGGAGAGCUGCGACAUGCCGUCUGUAUAUUCUACCUAGUUCUCCGUGCCCUGGACACUAUAGAGGAUGACAUGACCAUCAGCUUAGAUGUAAAAGUCCCGAUGCUGCAUGAAUUUCACUCCUAUCUUUAUCAACCAGAGUGGAAAUACAUGGAGAGCAAGGAGAAGGACCGACAGGUGCUUGAGGACUUCCCAACGAUCUCCAUGGAGUUCAGGAACCUGUCAAAGGUUUACCAGGACGUUAUUUCAGAUAUUUGCCACAAGAUGGGUGUUGGGAUGGCAGAGUUCUUGGAGAAGAAGGUGGACUCUCAGCAUGAGUGGGAUAAGUAUUGUCACUACGUUGCUGGUCUGGUGGGGAUUGGCCUUUCCCGCCUCUUCUCUGCAUCAGAGCUAGAAGAUCCUAUUGUUGGGCAGGACACAGAGCUGGCAAACUCCAUGGGCCUCUUUCUGCAGAAAACCAAUAUCAUCCGUGAUUAUCUGGAGGAUCAGAUGGAGGGACGGGAGUUCUGGCCCAAAGAGGUUUGGAGCAGAUACGCAAAGAAGCUCUCGGAUCUUGCCAAACCAGAGAACAUUGAUAUGGCUGUCCAGUGUCUGAAUGAGCUCAUCACCAACGCCCUCCACCAUGUCCCUGAUGUACUCACAUAUUUAUCCCGCCUGAAAAACCAAACUGUCUUCAACUUCUGUGCUAUCCCCCAGGUGAUGGCUAUUGCCACGUUGGCUGCCUGCUAUAACAACAAGCAGGUGUUCAGGGGGGUAGUGAAGAUCCGGAAGGGACAAGCCGUCACUCUCAUGAUGGAUGCCACAAACAUACAAGCUGUCAAAGCCAUCAUGUACCAGUACGUGGAAGAGAUCUACCAGAAGAUCCCAAGCACGGACCCAUCAUCCAACAAGACGCAACAGGUCAUCGCUUCCAUCCGUGCCAUGAGCUUGCCCAGCAACCCCAUGGCAUCACGCCACCACUACUCCCCCAUCUACCUCUCAUGCGCCAUGCUCCUGGCUGCUCUGAGCUGGCAGUACCUGAGCACCAUCUCCAAGGCCACUGAGGAGUACGUCCAGGCGGGCGAGAACUGAUGGGCAGCAGAUGGGUGGGGGGAGACGUGGUUGGUGGAAGGGCAGCGGAUGCAGGAGGCUCCUCAUCCCCUGCUGGUGAAGACGGCCAGCAGUGAGGUGCCACAGGGCCUGGGACGGUGACAAGGAUGGGACACCAGUGAGCUGCAGCCCUGGGAUGAUCGUGUGGCAUUUCCAGACUCCACUCCUCACCGCUCUUGCUAUCUGCUUGGAUGGUUAGAAAUGCUUAUUGGAGUCUUAAUGUUUGGGGUUGAAUACUUCCCCCCCACCUUCUUUCCUGUUGGACAGUUUACCUGAAUUAUUUUGAUUUUUUUUUUUUUUUUGUUAGGAUGGUUUUAAAUAGAAACUCCAGUUGUCUCUUUUCUUGCUUAAGAUUUGAGAAACCUUUCCAGAGCUGAGCAAAGCCUUCUGGGUUUUGCCUCCCUUUCUUAGGCAGCCUCUUCCCCAUCACAUCUGGUGCCUGCUCUGCACUGGAAGAACGCUGCUUCAGCCAGGAAAGCAAUAUGCUUUCUUAUCCAGGGGAAAAGCUCUGGCGACCUUCUGGCACUCAGCCCAGGCUGGUUGACAUCCUGCAGGCUGGAAACAGGUAGAGGCGAUCCUCACAUUUCUGUUGUGCUGAAAGAGGCUACAAGGCUUGAAACAAGCCCUUUUAAUGUUAAAUACACAGUAGGUGGGAUGCUCUGUCCACUUGAAUGUGCUCCUAGCUGAAAGCAACUUCUUACAGCUCCCUGUCCUCUAGCAGAUGGCAUCCUGCACUUGAAAAGCUACGUUUCAGCAGCUGGGGACAUUGUAAAACAGGCGAGCUGUGUGGAUGGCACUGAGUGAAUAAGUGGCUGUGGCAGAGCAGCACCACUGCAGCAGCACCAGGUGCCUCUACAGAGCAGAGGAGUGAAGGUUUGCACCAUGCUGUCCCUCAUGGGAUGCUUUUUAGGGGGGCCUUGGUGCACUGGCUGCCCUGAAAGGCAGUGAUCCAUGCCGUGGGGUGAGAAGGCUUGAGCCACUUAGGCAGGGUCCAGGGCAGGUUUCCCUGGCUCAUUUGGCUCUAGCUCAGGAUGCUGCUUUGGGUUACACUGACGUGCAAACUGGAAAAGGCUUCUACUGCUAUUCUGAAACACAUCUGACUGGACUUAACUCUAAGAAGAAACAAUGCUUUAAAGGCAAGUCCUGAUUUCCUGGGGUGGAUUUUUGGUGGUGUGGUCCCUAUCACCCCUAAAUGCUGCUUUGCCUUUGUGAAGGGGAAGUGCAGUUCAGUGGACUUGACAAGGCCAAGCCCCUGCAGCCCGACUGUUACUCGGAGGGAAGACCCCUACUCCACAAGUACACAUGUAGAUAGUUUUAAGCUGUUGUUCAAAAGAAACUUGCGGUAGCUCUCUUUGUGCGGCUUCCCGUCUUGUUGAAAUUAAAGUUUUCUUU
Molecule: messenger RNA, 2719 nt
Organism: Cuculus canorus (common cuckoo)
Lineage: Eukaryota; Metazoa; Chordata; Aves; Cuculiformes; Cuculidae
Gene: FDFT1
Product: farnesyl-diphosphate farnesyltransferase 1
Exons: 8
Coding region: 38-1309 (423 amino acids)
Biological process (GO): cholesterol biosynthetic process; farnesyl diphosphate metabolic process
Cellular component (GO): endoplasmic reticulum membrane
Molecular function (GO): squalene synthase [NAD(P)H] activity
Source: RefSeq, a predicted model, not a curated record